AUCGAAAAUUCUAAGAAUACCACUGAUUCGGUUUAAUGCAACAAAUUUCAUAAAAAUCUCACACAUCCAUAGUAAAAAGGGCCAAGUGAAAAUCAGUAUGAGUUAAAAUCUCUGUCCGACUUGUCUUUAUAUACGCUGCUUUAAGGCCGAGUUUUUUCUAUUACCAGUAAUAAGAUUAUAUGACAAAAUGUGAGUUAUUCCCAGUUUUAUUCCCGUUUACAAAAUACUUGAAUCGUUUGAAUAAGAUCGAUCUGUAAGUCUCGUGCAAGAGAGAUAAAAGUUUCCCAGUAAGACUGCCCCAUUGAUGAUAAUCAAUAUCAUUAGUUAAUAUUAGUGAGAAGUGUUCACUAUGGAGUCAAAAUGGAUUAUGGGUAUAAAUGUAGUGAGCUCUUCGGUAUCAGGCCUGGUGUCAUGACUGGCACAUUUUUUGGUAUGGGCUUUGUAGGGUUCCUUACAUAAUUAGAGCACAAAAUGCUAGUAAAUAUCCUCAGAACAUAAAUGGUCGUAAAUAUCCUCAGAACGGUUGUUGGGCGCAGGGAAGUGGAUCAGGAAAGCCAGCUGAGAAUUACAAAUCAGCAGACAAGGAAGUAUUUCCUUAAGAAUAAUCGUUAAUACUCCAUACUAACUACGAUGAAGAUAAUGAUUACAAAAAUAAUAAUGGUGAGGAAAAACGAGGGUACACCAACAGUUCAGAAAUUGGCUUUAAAUGAGGCACUUUAUAUGGGGCACAUUAUAUGGGGCACAGCAGAGAUCGUCAAGCAGGUCCCCCGUACUUGCGUUUCUGAAUGAAACUUAGCUCACAAUUGGGAUAUUAAUCAUUAUACUAAAGAAAUAGGCUGGAAUGAUAAUGGUAAUGAUUAUAUGAGUAUAUAGUGGUAAUAACGAAAGUUAGAACAAUUUCAGUAACAGCAAUGAUAAAAGUAACAGUUUAAUCUUGAUUAGAAGGAGUUCCGCAGAAAAUUGCUAGAUAAUACUUUGAGGCUGCUACAAUUUCAAAAUUAAAGGGAAAAAAAAACAAUCGUGGUGUUUGCAUGCUAGGCAGCUGUGUGCCUAAGACUUCCGGUGAAAUGCGCUUCUGUUACCAACGACGGGAACUGCCGAGGCCAAUAAGAUCCAGCACGAAAAUCUGCAACAUGUAUGAAAUGCACUGAAAACAAACUUGAAAUUAAUUUCAUCACUUGUUAGAAUUCAUAUCGAAAAGGAAACCUCUGAAAGUUUCACUGUCGCAUAAUUAAUGCCUAAAUUUUUAAGCGUGUUUUGCAUAUUGCCAUUGCAAUUAAUAAUUAAUGUGAAAAACUAUGUAGCACUAUUAAGAUGUUUUAACUUGUCUGUGGAAAAUAAUUACGAAGGGUUUUCCCGCGGUGAAGUCUUUGUUGCUUUCAAAAUAUAUCUAAAAUCCCAAAAAAGAAGAAGUAUUCAUUUGUAAUAAUAAAAGUCAUCUGAUAAUCCACCUACAAUGGCCGUAAUGCUGGAAAAGACGCAGUUAUCCUCAUUUAACACAAGAUUACAAUUGAAGCUCGUUAUUUUUGUAUUGUUUUUGCUCUUUAAGGCUGUUCCAAGUCAUUGUGGUGUAAAGAUCAAAACAUAAGUCAUGCUCACGUAAAAACCACCGAGUCAUACAAAACGGUGUGCGCGACAUGAAUUUAAAUUGAAAGAGGCCACCCACUAUCUAAAUGUGACCCGUAGAACACUAAGUUCUAAUAGCCACAGUAAACAUCUCUUCUUUUAUCAAGUCUUGAUCACACAACCAUAAAGAUUUGGUAGUUGCAAAUACUUAUGAAAACUUUUCGCAUUUUGAGAUCAUUAUUUGGGUUAGUGUUUGAACCUGUUUACAGCUUUUGGCACGGCAUGUGUCAUGGUAAUUCUGGUAACUUGGUUUUAUUAGGAAAAUAUCAUUAAUAUUGAAUGAGUGGGAUGACAAGUAAUUCUCAGAGCACUCGCUUGAAAAAUAUCAUUCGAGCUUAAAGCUAACCUAGCAAAUGCUAUUAAGAUCUUCCUCAAAAUGUUGGUGAUGGGGAUCGGCUCUUCGCUCUUAAUCGCAGCCAUAACAUCAGAACUGAUACCGGUCUAUUUUUUUUCAGUUGAUAUUUCCACCGCUAACAGCCAACAACAGUUCUAUUGCAGUUUGGAGAAGUGUGUUGUAAAAGUCAAUAAUUUAACAGGAUGUAACUGCACAGAACAAAAUCAGACCUACUGCCCAUACAACCAAACUUGUCAAGAUCACUACAACGAGACACUCUGCUGGAAAAACGUAAGCUGUGUUCCAGAUCACGCAUCUUCAACCACAGUUCACAGUCCAAUAAAAGUGUCUACAGUGUCAACAGCCAGUCCCUUAGUGGCUUCAACCACGAGUGUUGCACCUGGCAGUCACGUGUCAACUACAUAUGCUCCUACGACUUAUCACCCACUCGACACGAACUACAACCCAAUCAUAAUUAGCUUAGGAGUGGGAUUUGCUUGCUUUGUUGUUUUUGUGUGCUGCAUGUGUGCCAUUCACUCCUGGUGGCUUAAAAGAAACAAAUUCACUGGGCUAAACAGCACGCCGAUGAAAGACCUGGAAAGGAAGAAAAGAAAGCAGGAGCUGAAAGAGAUGAAACGGCGUGCUAAAGAAGCAGAAGCAAAGGAGCCUUCCAAAUUUGAUAUGGGAUACAAAAAGCCCCCCAAAGUCAAAGAACGCGCCUUGGCCAACUAUGACUGGGCCCGAACCUCAUACCUGCCAGGAAUGCUUGAACCCAGUCAGGAGCCAGUCGGGCCAGCAGAUUUUACUCCAAAACUGAUUUGUGAUGAUGACGACACAGAGGUAGAUGACCAAGAUGCAUCUGGUGACCACAACCAAGGGUACGAGUCAGGAGGGGAGGAGCAAUAUGGGUCUCGUUACGUAACAACCCCUUCCUCUCUGUUUGCACCAAUAGAAAUGGAGCCACAAGAACCAAUCAUAGUUGAGCCUGAGAUCAUUGAGAAUAUGGAGCAGCUUCCUCGCUCUGUGCCUGAAGGGAACAAGACUGAGUCCAAUCCUCAUGUUCAUUCUACCUCUCAGGAUUAUUUUAAGAUGAUGGGAAGGUUUUAAAAACAGGUCCUGAACAUUUUUAGGAAAGUUUCUCACAAAAAGAUCUUAAUAACCAAAGAGAACAAUACAUCGUAGGAUUUGAAUGAUAAGGAUAGAAAAGCCCUUAUUUUUAUAUAAAAAAAUUGGUUACAAUGAGUAUUGUUAUUAGACAGAGCGGUAUUUCUUGCACACAAUUUGCAUAGCAAGUUUGUUGCUCGAUUCUUCCAAAUACGACUCAAUAGAAAGUAUACGAAAAUAUGUCCAUGCUUGUUCCAAUUUUAAGACUCAGGGAUAUGAAAUUUUACAUUUUCUGCAGGUGAAAAACAGUUGACUGAAUCGAAGUGCAAGUUUUUUUAAACAACACACUCUGUUAUACCAUUAUUGAAAUAUCAAGUCCGCUGAUUUUUUUUUGUUCCCUUUUUUACCUGUUGAUACAUGUAAUGAGAAUGUUGAAGUUAUCAGGAUCAGUUGCUUCUGAUGCACUUUCCUUCUCUUAAGUUCAACCCUUUUUUAAUCUCACUAGAUAACUGAUGUUGGUAUGUUUAUAUAGAUUCCAAUUUUUCUUUCAUUUCGCUCAGAACAAAUUAACCAUGAUUACAUGAAGCAAGUGGCAGGAUGAACAAAGGUUAGACUGCUUUAAAUCAACGGCGUGUUUCGAAAUAAAUGUAAUUUUAGUUUGAUGAUGAAGUAGGAAGUAUUCAUAGGAAAGUUUUCUGUAAACAUUCGUUGUCACAACACUUAGACGGUCGUUUUUCAUGUAUAUUAAUGUAUAUUAUCCGUUUUUACACGAGUGCUUUUUAAGGGCCAUUUAUAAUAAAUUUAAAGAAAAAUAGAAGUAAAUAAAGCUAGAUUUGACGUUUAAA
This is a messenger RNA of Stylophora pistillata, 3909 nucleotides long. RefSeq lists its product as uncharacterized. NCBI's taxonomy places the organism in Eukaryota, Metazoa, Cnidaria, Anthozoa, Scleractinia, Pocilloporidae. The record is from RefSeq and is a predicted model, not a curated record.